AUGGUCAGUGACUUUCCCGCGGGAAACCUUUUUCGACGGGACGACUACAAAACACAAAACGAAGUUGCUUGGUGCUUGGUGCUUGUUCUCAGCGCCUUUUCAAUUUCGAGAGUUAGUCUGGACUCUGCAGAGUCCUGGAGAGUCAAAAUGGUCUACGACACCACGAACUUCUGGUCCCGAGCCGACAAAUAUGUCAUGAACACCGGGGCCCCUUUCUUGCCGACAGUCAUCACUCGAGCCGAGGGCACAAUGCUCUAUGAUGUCGACAACAAAGCCAUCAUUGACUUCACAUCCGGUCAGAUGAGUGCGAGCCUUGGCCAUUGUCAUCCCGAGAUCACCGAAGUGGUGAAGAAGUAUGCUGGGGAAAUCGACCAUACGAAUAGCCAAAUGAUUUCUAUGCCGGUGGUUGACCUCGCCGAGAGCCUGGCGCAACUACUUCCAGCGCCUCUGGAGAAGUCGUUCUUUCUCUCCACCGGCUCCGAGUCGGUCGAAGCUGCCAUCACCAUAGCGAAGCGCGCCAGCGGAAAGUUUGAAAUCGUAGCUUUCUCAUCAAGUUACCACGGCGUAACCCACGGGGUUGCCUCGGCCACAUACUGUAUGGGUCGCAAACAUGCCAGUCCUAUCAUGCCGGGCCAGUUGGCCUUUCCAGCUCCCAAUGCCUCCAGUUCGCCUUUCAGGAAACCCGACGGUAGUUAUGACUGGGAGACCGAGAUGAGCUUUGGCUGGAGUAUGAUCGACCAACAGUCUGUGGGAUCUCUCGCUGCAUUUGUUUUUGAGCCCAUCCUUUCCGCCGGCGGCAUCCUCGACCCGCCCAAGGGGUAUCUCAAGCGGCUGAGCAUCGAGUGUAAGCGGCGGGGCAUGCUGCUGAUCGCAGACGAGGCACAGACAGGGCUUGGCCGGACGGGAUACAUGUUUGGAUGCCAGCGAGACGAAAUCGUGCCUGACAUUCUCGCAUUGUCCAAGUCCCUUGGAUGCGGUCUGGCUUUGUCUUCCGUCAGCACGACUGCUGAGAUAGCGAGGCUCGCCGCGGAACACGGAUUUAUCUGGGUCACCACACACCAGAACGACCCUUUGCCUGCUGCAGUGGGAUGCAAGGUGCUUGAAAUCGUACGACGAGAUGACCUGCCCCGGCGGGCUAUGGAGCGGGGAAACCAGCUGCGUGAAGGUCUCCUACGUCUCAAGGAUAAAUACUGGUGUGUUGGCGAAAUCCGCGGCCGCGGUCUGUUGGUAGGCAUGGAGGUCCUUUCCGACCCAAUCGCAAAGACUCAAAGCGCCGAACUAGGAGUCAUGGUCUGCGAGAAGGCGCUUCAGCUUGGGCUUUCGUGCCAGAUCAUGGCCAUUCCUGGAGCGGCAGGUCUAUUCAGGAUAGCACCGCCAUUGACUGUCUCUGCAGAGGAGAUUGAGGAGGCACUUCUGAUCAUGGACCAGGCAUUGGCCGCGGUACUUUCUGCAAAGGCCUACCAGAGCGAUGCCAAUACCGCUGAAGCUCACCUCUAG
Capronia epimyces CBS 606.96 is the source of this 1497-nucleotide messenger RNA. Its product is annotated as 2,2-dialkylglycine decarboxylase (pyruvate). Gene Ontology annotation, molecular function: pyridoxal phosphate binding; transaminase activity. The transcript has a single exon. Gene Ontology annotation, cellular component: mitochondrion. Bases 1 to 1497 code for a protein of 498 amino acids. The record is from RefSeq and is a predicted model, not a curated record. Lineage: Eukaryota; Fungi; Ascomycota; Eurotiomycetes; Chaetothyriales; Herpotrichiellaceae.